AUUGGCUGGCCUUAGAUGGGGUACUUCCGGUGUCCAGGUGCUCGGUUCUUUGGCAGGAGUAGAAAGAUGGAACUUGGCGCCGCCGCCCGUGUUUGGUCCCUCUUGUGGCUGCUGCUCCCCUCGCUUGGCCUGGUCGGUGCCAGCGGUCCCCGCACCCUAGUGCUGCUGGACAACCUCAACCUGCGGGAGACGCAUUCGCUUUUCUUCCGGAGUCUGAAGGAUCGGGGCUUUGAACUCACAUUCAAGACCGCAGAUGACCCCAGCCUGUCCCUUAUUAAGUACGGGGAGUUCCUCUAUGACAAUCUCAUCAUCUUCUCCCCCUCGGUAGAAGAUUUUGGAGGCAACAUCAACGUGGAGACCAUCAGUACCUUUAUUGACGGUGGAGGCAGUGUCCUGGUAGCUGCCAGCUCAGACAUUGGUGACCCUCUUCGCGAGCUGGGCAGUGAGUGUGGGAUUGAGUUCGAUGAGGAGAAAACAGCUGUCAUUGACCAUCACAACUACGACAUCUCAGACCUUGGCCAGCAUACGCUCAUUGUGGCCGACACCGAGAACCUGCUGAAGGCCCCGACCAUUGUUGGGAAGUCGUCUCUAAAUCCCAUCCUCUUUCGAGGUGUUGGGAUGGUGGCUGAUCCUGACAAUCCUUUGGUGUUGGACAUCCUGACAGGCUCUUCCACCUCGUACUCCUUCUUCCCAGAUAAACCUAUCACCCAGUACCCCCAUGCAGUGGGGAAGAACACCCUCCUGAUUGCUGGGCUCCAGGCCAGGAACAACGCCCGGGUCAUCUUCAGCGGUUCCCUCGACUUCUUCAGCGAUGCCUUCUUCAACUCGGCAGUGCAGAAGGCCAUGCCCGGCUCCCAGAGGUAUUCCCAGACGGGCAACUAUGAGCUAGCUCUGGCCCUCUCCCGCUGGGUGUUCAAAGAAGAGGGUGUCCUCCGUGUGGGGCCUGUGUCCCACCACCGGGUGGGCGAGACAGCCCCACCCAAUGCCUACACUGUCACUGACCUGGUGGAGUACAGCAUCGUGAUCGAGCAGCUCUCUAAUGGCCAGUGGGUCCCCUUUGAUGGUGACGACAUUCAGCUGGAGUUUGUCCGCAUCGAUCCUUUUGUGAGGACCUUCCUGAAGAAGAAAGGUGGCAAGUACAGUGUCCAGUUCAAGUUGCCGGACGUGUACGGUGUGUUCCAGUUUAAAGUGGACUACAACCGGCUGGGCUACACACACUUGUACUCGUCCACUCAGGUGUCAGUGAGGCCACUGCAGCACACGCAGUAUGAGCGCUUCAUCCCCUCAGCCUAUCCCUACUACGCCAGCGCCUUCUCCAUGAUGGCAGGACUCUUCAUCUUCAGCAUCGUCUUCUUACACAUGAAGGAGAAGGAGAAGUCUGACUGAGGGCCUUGGGACUCCUUACAGCAUGGAGACACGGAGGGUUUUUAAUAGGAUUGGAUUAAUAGGAUUUAAUAGGAUUGGAUUUUUUCCCCCUUUUUUAUUUUUAUUUUUUUAAAGCCAUGGGACAGUGGCAUAACCUUACCUCAAUGGGAGAUGUAGCACUGAGUACAAAAGGAGUGGGGGUCCAGGGAUGGUUUUUAUGUAAGUUUUUCCAUCUCGUGCUGAGUGGUAUUUCUCAAAUGUGCAGCUACUCUCAUUUCUAAAAUAAAUAGAAACAUUACCCUCAAACUUCA
Molecule: messenger RNA, 1676 nt
Organism: Myotis lucifugus (little brown bat)
Lineage: Eukaryota; Metazoa; Chordata; Mammalia; Chiroptera; Vespertilionidae
Gene: DDOST
Product: dolichyl-diphosphooligosaccharide--protein glycosyltransferase non-catalytic subunit
Cellular component (GO): oligosaccharyltransferase complex; endoplasmic reticulum membrane
Source: RefSeq, a predicted model, not a curated record